AGUUUAAUAGAUUUAAUACAUUUUACUACCCAGCAAUUGCAGAGGUGGGUACCAAAAAUUGCAAGGAAGAGCAGCACGUCAACAUAUUUUUACUGAAGUAAAUGUAAAAAGUAGCAUCAAAGAAAGUACUCAAGAAAAGUACCAAGUAUUUGGUAAAAAGGCUGAGUAACUGCUGUUUAAUAUUUUAACUUUGCAUCAUAAACAGAAUCAAGAGAAUAUGUGGAUGCUUUUGGAAUUUUAAGGGCAAGAAUGAAAAUAAUUUAUAUGAUUAACGUAAUUACAAAAUUUCCAAAUCAAUUUAUUUAAGUAUAAAACUUAUGAGAGUUUAACAUAAACUGCAGAUGUUGUCUGGUGAAUUCUUUGUGAAAACAAGCGCAUUCUUCAGCCAGUGAAGGUACUCACAUUGGGCACAGUCGCGAUACUUCAUAAUAAAAUUACUGAAGUAAAAGUAAAGCGUUCAGUAUGGUAAAAACAAAUCCCAUUAAAGUGCAAUCUUUUCUAAAAAAAAAAAAAACAAAAAAAACUGCAAAUGUAAUUCUAACAAAUUACUACCCAACUUAGGCACAAUGUUUCAUAUCAACCUUGAAUUUCUGGGUUCUCGCAGGUACGUAUAAAAAGGGGCUCUUAUUUUGAAAUCCAACCGGAUCUGAAGGGUCUUAUUCCGUAUUUCUUGACAAAGGUCCGGGCAGUGGGAGGCUGUCAGUCGCAGUCUCCGCUCUGCCCGCAUCAUUUUCAGUAAUGUGACAGCGCAGCCGGAGCUGUGUCCCGGUCCGGAUCCCGUCCGCGUCUCACUCUCUGACAUCCGCUCAGGAUGGAUCAGAGGAGUGCUGAACCCGACUUCCAACCCUCUUCUACUCCAGUCACGUUGUACGGAGAAUUUACCCAGACCAGUAACCGGAGAGGCAGGUGGGCUGUAAACCUGACCGAGAAGGACCUCGUCGUCCAGAGGCUCGCGUCGGCACCUGUCGGCCGGAACAAAGUGGUGCUGAGUCUAAGGGACUGCGUCGGUUGCCGGGCUUACCGGGAGGAUGACAAGGCGGACACAUCGGCGUACUUUGCAGCCUACUUUUACCCACCGAGGAAGCGCCGCUGGAUGACUUCUGCUCCGUCGCGGCAGCGCGUGGAGCAGUGCUUUCGGCUAGCGGCGCUCCAGGACCCGCACGCGAACCUGGAGGAGGCAGAGAAGUGGGCUCGCGCCGUUCGAGAACGCUCUGCCCGGCAACAGCGCCUUAGAGACGGUGUGUUGCUGAAUUCGUUGCCCCAUCCUUGCCGGAUCCUGCUGUUCGUGAACCCGCAGAGCGGGAAAGGACAAGCCCUCACAUUGUAUAACGGCCACAUCCAGCGGAUGCUCAAUGAGGCGGGAGUCAUACAUAAACUCAUUAUCACUGAGAGGCAGAAUCACGCCCGGGAGCUGGUGAAAGACGUUGACCUGUCACAGUGGGACGCUUUAGUCAUCAUGUCAGGAGACGGACUGCUGCACGAGGUGAUAAAUGGUCUGCUGGAAAGACCAGACUGGGAGGAGGCCGCACGCACUCCUCUGGGUAUCCUUCCUGGAGGGUCAGCCAAUGCCUUGGCUGCAUCUGUGCAUUACUACUCUGGCGUCUCUCAGGUCAGAGGUGAGGAGCUGCUGGUCAGCUGUGGUUUCCUGCUCUGCAGAGGACUGGUGUCUCCCAUGGACGUGGUCUCCCUCCAUCUUUCCUCCGGCCAGCGGCUCUUCUCCUUCCUCUCCCUGGCCUGGGGCUUCGUGGCCGACGUCGACGUGGAGAGCGAGAAGUAUCGCCACGCCGGAGCCGCCCGGUUCACCGUCGGCACGCUGGUGAGGCUGGCGUCUCUCCGCAUCUACAAGGGUAAGCUGGCUUACCUCCCCGCCAGCAGGGGGCGCCACACGGACAAAAGUCUGCAGAACGGAGCGGCGGGACGCUGCAGAAAUCCCGCCUCCUGUUUGACUCAAACUUUGGAAGAAGACUUCCCAAAUAACACCUGCCACUCCAACAACUCCCUGAAGCUGCGGAGGUCAGAGGGCAGAUCACCUAGAAGUGCCGCCAAAGCCCUCCCUGGGCCUCCCGACGCCCUGCUGCCGCCUCUGGAUCAGCCGCCGCCGUCCGACUGGGUGCUGGUGCCGGAGGAAGACUUUGUCCUCAUGCUGGCCAUGUAUCAGUCCCACCUGGCCGAGGACCUCCUGGCGGCGCCAGACGCCCGCCUGACCGACGGCGUCAUCCAUCUCUUCUACGUCACGGCGGGGAUUUCUCGGAGCGCGUUGCUCCGACUGUUUCUGGCCAUGGAGAAAGGCGCACAUCUGGAGACAAACUGCCAGCAUCUGGUGCACGCGAAGGUGCGGGCGCUCAGGCUGGAGCCGGGCGCCGGGAAAGGGAUCAUAACGGUGGACGGAGAGGUGGUGGAGUACGGUCCGAUUCAGGCCGAGGUGCACGCCGGCCUGGGGAGGGUGAUCAGCGGAUGACAGGAACAAAAACACAAAGUCAUACCAAUUUUUUAUUUUUUUGUCUAGUUUUGAGUGCAAAGAUCUUAGGCUAUGUUUACAAGAGACAACUGCCUGGAAACCGCCGGUAUUUUCAGAUGUUAAUUGUGUCUCCAAAACGCCUCGAGUCAGCAGCUGUAGUUGUCAUGUCAGGCCACUAGAUGGCGCUGUGAUGUUAGCAUGCCAUCAACACGCAUGCGCUGCUACUUAGCUUCCACCUCAUUACAAACAGAAACCUGUCCCCCAAAAAUGAAAUCCUCAUGUAAAAUAUAAUCUCCUUAUCAGAACUUAUGUGAAGUUGAACAGAUUCAGCAGUAAAACAGCACAAGGCCGUUGUUCUGGGUUUUAUCUUCGUUUACAGAAAGAACGAAAAAUUCAUACAUUUUUCUAAUUUCAGAAAUUUACCGGAAAAAGCUUUCAAAAGUUAAAAUUUCUAAGUUUUCUUUCUCAAAAAUUUGAGAAAUUAACUUUAAAAUUUAGUUUUUCUCUAAACUAUUCAAACUCAGACAUUUUUGAGAAAAAACAAACAUUUCUGAGUAUCAAAAGUGAACAUUUUUCUACUUUUCAAAUUGAGAAUUGUCCAUGUUUCUAGAAAAUUUCUGAGAUUGAUCUCAAAAUUUCGACAUGAUUUCUAGCAAUUCUUUUGACUUUUAAACCUCAGAAAUUAUGUGAUAAACAUCAGAAAUAUUCUAUAAAAAACAUGGGCAUUUCUGAGUUUCAAAAGUCAAAAAUCAUCCACUUUUCAAACUCAAAAAUGUUUAUAUUUUUUCUAAACAAUUUCUUAGAUUAAUCUAAAAGUUUGUGUCUGAGUUUUUCUUGCAAGUACACAAACAUUUUUGCAUUUUUUCUAGUUAAUUUCUGAGUUUUCUGGGGAAAAUUUAAUUAUUUUAUUCGAUCUACAAUGGCUCCAAUACACCAUCAUAGAAUAAACGCUACGGCUGUGUGUUCUGCUCAUACACGCUUUCACACCUGCAGAAAACGUCACAGUUUCACUCUGAGAAAUGAUUUGAAAAGGCGGCGGUGAGAGAGGCUGGUUGGUUACUGGUGUCGUAUAAACGCACGACUGGACUGAAGCAAAUACGCUACGGUUUAACCGAGAAGCGACUCUGUGCUUGAAAUAAGACAAAAUUAACUUACAAGUAACUAAUCAACAAGAUCUAGGCGCUCGUUUUGAGUGAAUCAUUCCUAAAUAUUGAUUUAAAUAAAAUUUAGUUCAACUGGUGGAUUAUUUCACUUGAAGCAGGACAUUUUUUCCUUAAGUGAAAUAGUCUGCCAGUGGAUCUAGAACGUUUUUGGGUUAAAUGUAGUCAACGAUUUUACAGAAGAGCAAUUAAUUCAACAUGUUGAAAUGAUACACAACGUUUUAUGAACUGUGCAAUGCAGAAAGCUCUAGACAUUGUAGGAAAACAAAACAAAAAAAACAUCCUCCUACUACUUCCUGUCGUGUUCGUCUUUGUGGUUUUCGCCAGUAGUAACGUCCGGCUGUUGAUCACGUGACUCGUGUGACGUGAAUAUUUAGGAAAAUACGGCAGAAAAAUGAUGCUGGCGCGAAACGCUUUUUUUAAUUUAAAAAAUUGCGUUUUUGUUUUGGUUUUAAUUAGCGUGUUUCUAUUAAGCUGAUUUUUGUUUGCAUUUCAAUUUGUGGAAUUUUAUGUUUAAUAGUCGUUAGCAAGUAGGUAAAGUUUAAAAUCUAAACAUGCUUUUUUCCAGGCAAGCCGCUGUAAUGUCCUUUAUUAAUCUACACACAUCCAUCAUCCUGCCUCACUGUUCUGAGCCAAGCUUUAUGAAUUAUUAAUGACUGUAUUUAUUUAAUAUUAAACACUCGGCCACUCAGUCUGGCGGCGCCACUGGAGCUAAAACCCAAACAGACGCAGGCGAAUCGUAUCCGCCGCUCUUCUGCAGUGGCUCAGUUCAAGCUUACGCACCAGCAGAGGAUUAGUUUGGUUUUUAUCGGUGCUCUGCAGGACAAUGCCGGCUGCGUGUGAAUGAGCCUCAAACACUCAGUCAAACCCAGAAGAUUCUGCUUUAACCAGACAAAUCGAUGCUCCAAGUCGUGGUUUAGUCUCCGCAGACAGGCAACAGCGGCUCCGGAGAACCAAACUCCUGCACCUGUCCUGAUAGAUUAUUUUUGGAUUUUUCAGUGUUUUUCGUGAUGCUGCUGCUGCUGCGUCCUCCCUCCAUCUUUCCAGCCGCUGCUUCCAGCACUAAUAUGUUCGUCUCUGCUGGACGCCACACACUCUCCAUCUUUACCAAAGUGUCUGUGAAAGUUAGAGAUGCUUAAACAUUAUUGUUUUUGUCCAUGUGGAAACACUGAGGAGUUAAAACAGGCACUGAUUGUAGCAAGAUGGCGACGAUUUCUUUUUAUAACUACCGGUAAAUCUGAUUUUAUUUAAAUUUCUUCUUGUUUUCUUUUCUAAAAAAAGAGACAACAAAAGUGUCUUUUAUUUCAGUUAUUCCUCUGUGUUUUAUACUACUGAGUAUUAGGACCAGGCUUUGAUGAUGUUUAAUUACGAGAAUAAAGUCAGUUUGCUGAAUAAAGCCUUAGUUUUACCUGAAAAUAUGAGAAAAAAACUUGAAUAUGACGUGACCAAUCUGCAGUUUUCUUCAAAAUAAGACUCAGUUCUUUACACAAUCCUUUCAAAGUCCUGAUAAUUUGAUUCUGAUGCGUUUAAAAAAUGAAGUACUUCCUUAUCUGUGAAACUUAUACCAAAGUAUAACUUUAAAAGAUGAACAUCAUUUCUCAUUUUAUUUUUUGUAGUGGAGUUCACAAAAAAUUACGACUUUAUUCUCCUAACAUUAUGACUUUUUCUCGUAAUUGAAAAAUAAAAAGUUAAAGUCCAAAUUAAUAGAAGUUGUAAGACAAGAUGGCGGCUCUAGCUGCGCUGACGUCACUCUGAAAUACGGAAACCCGAAGAGCUUGUUGAUGGGAUGAAAAUCUGAUUUUCCAUAAAUGUAAUCUUCAAAAACCAAAAAUGUGAUAAAUGUGAUUUAUCUCCCAGCCCCAGAUUGCAAGUACGGACUUCCUGAUUUGUAAAGGUUUAAGGUGCCUCUAAAAACAAAACUCACAUAUCGUCAUGUUUUGUCUUUAUUCGGAUCCACUGACUGCUUGACUGUUUAAGACCAAACUUUAUCUGUAGAGAACUUGUUGCCAUCUUUGGUGAGACAUAAAGGUGAUCAGGAAAUGACGUCAUUUUCUGAAGGACUGAAACGAGAAUCUGUUUCUUACCUUAGUUCUGUUAAAACGUCAUGAUUCAGAAAGAGCGCCACCUUUAUUUAGCUGUUGCUUGUUUUGUUUGUACUGGUCCUUUAACUUGUUUGACGUGCCUUGAAUCUGCUGCCGCCUGGUGGUUGAAAUGCGUUGCUGCAUCUUCUUUGUGCUGCCUGCUGAGUCCAGAAAAAAAUUCAGUUUCUUUCUUCUUUGAUUAGAGAGUAGAAAUGAAACAUGGUUUUAUUUUGAAGGCACUUUUGCAGUGAGGUUUUUAGAAACUUCAACACGCUGUUAAACCAUCGAGUCCAGCUGCUCUCUGUAAAAAAGGAAAAGGUUUUCAUGUCAGAGCCGCUUUAUCUAUGCUAUUGUGCGUUUAGAUCAGAGAGCUUCAGCUCUGGUGUCCUGUGACUUUUAGAUACAUUCGUCUCUGAAUAAAAAAACAAAAAAUUUGGGUUGUUGGAUCUGAAAGCUGCAGGACGCCAAACCUCGAGGACUGGAGCCGGUUUAGAUGUUUACAGUGAAGGGAAAGCAACUGAAUCUUUUCUGCAACACUGACAACUGAAUGAUUCAUAUUUUUAUUCAAAGAGAGAUCUAUUUUUUUUUUUAUUUUAGACCAAUGUCUGUAUGUUUUCUAUUAAAUUAAAGAAUCUGCACGGGUGUUUUUGAUUAAGACUUAAAUAAAAUAAAGACAAACGACCAACCUGUGGUCUGCCUCGUUUUUUUUUUUUUUUGCUCUUUACUGAAACAGGUGAUGCAGAAAUCACCAAAAACAGAAAAAGGUUUUCUACCCAAGCAUCCAGGUGAGAUGGAUGAUGUUAUUUAAAGGGAAUCCAAUAUGAAAAAUUCACAUUUUAUAUGUUUUUGCACUUCCAUAUGUGUUUACUUCUAAACACAGCUCAAACUCCUAAAAAAAAAAAUCUUGUUUUUAGCAAUAAAUUUGCUUUUUGUCUGAAAAAUGAGCCAUUUCAAAAACCUUCAGAAUGUAACGUUACCUAGCAACCCAAGAGAACUAGCACAUUUGGUCAACUAGCUGGUAUUACUGCUGUAUGUCCAGUACAAUGGCUGCUGGAAAAGACAAGUGUUUUGUUGUUAACUUACCAAGCACAUACCACUUAAUGAGUUCUUAUUGGUUGUGCAGGAGGCUCUACUUCCGCUUUUCAAAGAUGCACGGUUGUAUAAUUGGAGUCAAUUUCACAUGGAGUGUAAACGUUGAGUUGGUCAGCGUGGCCAGCGGCAACUUAUUUGGAUUUAAAGAGACAAGAGCAGACUUAAAAUCUUAUCUGAGAAUGAUUUUGUGCACGGUAAUAAAUGUUUUGUAUAGGCCAUAGUCCAGGGGUGCCCAAAGUGGGUCCUGGAGGGCCCAGCAUCCUGCAUGUUUUAGUUCUCUCCUUGGUUCAGCACACCUGGAACCAAUGAUGGCUCGUUGGAAGGCCCAAGAAGAACACAGACAUGCUGAAAAGGUUGUUGUUGCAACCAGGGAGAGAACUAAAACGAGCAGGAAGCCGUCCCUCCAGGACCCACUUUGGACACCCCUGCAUAGACCAAGGUAGCAUAAUUGGUUACUUUUUAAAGAAAGACGGCCUCACUGUAGGGCAGAAGCAUUCGUUAACUGGAGUGUGUUGACUUAAAAAAAACAAAACAUUCAGAGCAGUAAUUAAGCUAAAACUGUAAAGAAUAUAUACUACACAUAAAACUUUAAAAAAAAAACUGUAAAUAUGUUCUACCUGAAACUCAAUAGGUGUAGAUUUAGCUAAAUUUGGUAAAAAAUAAAACUCUCCUAUUCAGCACCUUUUUCUAAGCAAUUAUUUAAAAAAAAGUCACCAGUGGUGUCCAAACUUUUUGUCCCUUUGGCCAAAUGUAAACGACUUGUGAGCCACAAUAUUAAUUAAAUUAAAAAUGCAAAACUUUGUGUUCUGUGAUUUAUUUAUUUUUUCCAGAAAUGGCCCCGGGG
Messenger RNA from Gambusia affinis (western mosquitofish), 7635 nucleotides. Its product is annotated as sphingosine kinase 1-like. Bases 812 to 2458 code for a protein of 548 amino acids. The record is from RefSeq and is a predicted model, not a curated record. Gene Ontology annotation, biological process: negative regulation of apoptotic process; sphingosine biosynthetic process; cellular response to growth factor stimulus. Gene Ontology annotation, cellular component: membrane; cytoplasm; intracellular membrane-bounded organelle. NCBI's taxonomy places the organism in Eukaryota, Metazoa, Chordata, Actinopteri, Cyprinodontiformes, Poeciliidae. The transcript is spliced from 5 exons.